CUUAUUGUUGUUGCAAGCACUGAUGGAGUAGGCCAGUUAGGACACGCUGCAAAUGUGAAAUAAUUUGGUAGGCUAAUGUGCUAACAUUGCCUUAAUUUAGGCCUACUGACAGUAGGAUACAUUCAGUUUCGUUGAUGUUUCUUUUUAACGACAGUAAAAGCAGAGAGUGAAUGACCAUUAAGUUUUGUUGUCCUGCUCUGCUGAUAAAUGAUAUAAUUUGGAGUUAUCUUGCUUGCUAGCAUUAUGUUGUUGAUUCGUGUGACACUAACUAUUGUGGGUUAGAGACUGGGAUUUUCAGUUCUAGCUUACUCAUACAGACAUGUUGACAUACACAUAUUCAAGGGCUGAUCACACUUGUUGCAUUUUAUUUAAAAAAAAAAAAAAAGACUUAUAAUUGAUGCACGUCACCAAAGGUGCUAAAAGCCCAGAUGCCUGCACCAUGUUGUUUAUUCUCAAAAUUUUGAUUUACGUAGACAGUACAGUGUGUCUUCAUUGUGAACGUAUGGGUUGCCCAAAGUUGCACUGGAUGUUUUUACAUUUAUCCACCACCCUGGACACUUCUGUCUGCUUGAAAAUUAUAUAGGCCUAAAUAAACAGAAUAUAGGAAAUCACAUGAUGUCUGCACCACUUGACUGGAGGAGAUCCUGCAACAUGUCAGAAACAGUGAAGUAUGUCGACGAUGAGCAUAAAACCAUCUUUCUGAAGAUACUUAAUGAGCAGAGACUGGAAGGUGAGCAUUGUGAUAUCGCAGUGGUUGUUGAAGACGUUAAAUUCAGGGCACACCGCUGCGUCUUGGCUGCCUGCAGCAAUUACUUUAAGAAGCUGUUUAAGAAGCACGAGGUGGACAACUCCUCCGUGAUUGAGAUUGACUUUAUUCGCUCAGAUAUCUUUGAGGAGGUGCUAAACUACAUGUACACAGCUAAGAUUUCCGUGAAGAAAAAAGAUGUCAAUUUGAUGAUGUCCUCAGGGCAGAUUCUGGGGAUCAGGUUUUUGGACAAACUCUGCUCUCAGAAGCGUGACUUAUCUCCCCCUGAGGACAAGAGCGACCACCUGAAUGCCAAGUAUGCCUACGACAUUGUCAAAAUCACCAUCCCCACUGAAGAGUCACAAGAGAACCAGGACCAUGAGGUGCAGGUACUGGGAGACCAGGACGACACCCCAUCUGAUGAUAUGGUGGAGGAGUCUCACGUGAACCAGGAUCUGGACAAAUCUCCCAGCAGCACCCUCAGGGUGCAGGAAGCCAUCCUCAAGGAGCUGGCCACUGAGGAAGUCCACAAAGUCAGCUGCUAUGACCAGGAUGUGGAGGCAAUGGAGUCGGUGCAGAAGGACCUCAGUGGCCACGCCCCCCAGGGUCUCACGUUCGCCGACAGCAUCGGGGAGGUGAAGGACGAGCAACCGCCCGGGUGGACCACAGCCGCCAGCGACAUGAAGUUUGAGUACCUGUUGUAUGGGCACCGGGAGCAGCUGGCCUGCCAGGUCUGCGGCAAGACCUUCAUGGACGAAAACCGCCUGCGGAAGCACGAGAAGCUGCACUCGGCCGAGCGGCCGUUCAUCUGCGAGAUCUGCACCAAGGCCUUCACCACCCAGGCCCACCUGAAGGAGCACCUGAAAAUCCACACGGGCUUCAAGCCCUACCGCUGCGACGUGUGCGGGAAGUCCUUCAUCCGAGCGCCCGACCUGAAGAAGCACGAGCGCGUCCACAGCAACGAGCGGCCCUUCGGCUGCCAGAUGUGCGACAAGGCCUUCAAGCACAAGUCUCACCUGAAGGACCACGAGCGGCGGCACAGGGGGGAGAAGCCCUUCGUCUGCGGCUCGUGCACGAAGGCCUUCGCCAAGGCCUCGGACCUGAAGAGACACGAGAACAACAUGCACAGCGAGCGCAAGCAGUUGCCUGCUAGCGCCCUCCAGAGCGAGACCGAGCAACUGCAGGCCGCAGCCAUGGCAGCAGAGGCGGAACACCACCUAGAAUCUAUCGCAUGUCAAUAACACCCCCUGCAGGGAGCACUGCAGCAUCACUCUUAUUUCUUAUUUCUCACAGAAAGCCCUCUGUUCCACAAAUUAGUUUUUUUAAAUGUUUGAUUUGUACUCCUAAAAAUAUAGUGGGGAGACUGGGUGUUUAAUUCUAAUUCUAAUUCUAAUGAUCAAAAUGUAUAUUAUUUGUAUUUUGGACUUAUUUCAUAUCGGUUUCUUUGGGUUUAGUUCCAGUGUUUAGUGAUAUGGAAUUCUUUAUUGACAGUGUAACUAGUUAAAAUACGGGGCAGAAUAUCCUUGAAGUACAAUAGAUCAUACCAAAGCUGUGUGGUAUAUUUCUAACAGCCUCUCUGGUUGGGCUGUUUUGCCUUAAAUUGGUUUACAAAAUGCGUGCUGUUAUACAGUGCCAUUUUCUAUCAUCUUGGAAUCUGUAAAUAAUUUGUAGCAUUAAUUAAAUCAAAUUUGCUUAAUGUAUAGAUUGAUAACAACUGCAUCUUCAGUGUUUUCUGUGAUCCCAAAAUGUAUUUUAUGUGCUAGCUGAGGUGAGCAAUGGGAAUGAACAGUCAGUAAUGUGAAACAAUAUUACUAUAAAUUUGUUUGCUGUUAAUAAACACAUUAACUGCGGUCAA
Molecule: messenger RNA, 2600 nt
Organism: Anguilla rostrata (American eel)
Lineage: Eukaryota; Metazoa; Chordata; Actinopteri; Anguilliformes; Anguillidae
Gene: zbtb14
Product: zinc finger and BTB domain containing 14
Exons: 2
Coding region: 613-1986 (457 amino acids)
Biological process (GO): regulation of transcription by RNA polymerase II
Cellular component (GO): nucleus
Molecular function (GO): DNA-binding transcription factor activity, RNA polymerase II-specific; protein binding
Source: RefSeq, a predicted model, not a curated record